GUUUUAUUUUGAAAUCAAUCAAUCAAUCAUUGUUUAUUUACAUAGCCCUAAAUCACAAAUGUCUCAAAGGGCUGCACAAGCCACGACAACAUCCGGGGAUCAGCGCCCAAAUAAGGGCAAGGAAUGACUCACAACCCAGUGGGACGUCGAUGAGAAUGACUAUGAGAAACCUUGGAGAGGACCGCAAAUGUGGGUAAACCCAACCUCCUCUUGGGGUGAUCGGUGCAAUGGACAUCCAGUGGGUCUAGCAUAAUAUUGUGAAAGUCCAGUCCAUAAUGGAUCUAAUAUAAUAGUGAAAGUCCAGUCCAUAGUUGAUCUAACAUAAUAAUGAGUCCAGUCCAUUGUGGAUCUAAUAUAAUAGUGAGAGUCCAGUCCAUUGUGGAAAUUAACAUAAUAGUGAGAGUCCAGUCCAUAGUGGAUCUAACAUAAUAAUGAGAGUCCAGUCCAUAGUGGAUCUAACAUAAAAGUGUGAGAGUCCAGGCCACAGUCCAUAGUGGAUCUAACAUACUAGUGUGAGAGUCCAGUACAUACUGGAUCUAACAUAAUAUUAUGAAAGUCCAGUCCAUAGUGGAUCUAAUAUAAUAGUGAGAGUCCAGUCCAUAGUGGAUCUAACAUAAUAAUGAGAGUCCAGUCCAUAGUGGAUCUAAUAUAAUAGUGAGAGUCCAGUCCAUAGUGGAUCUAACAUAAAAGUGUGAGAGUCCAGGCCACAGUCCAUUGUGGAUCUAACAUAAUAGCGAGAUUCCAGUCCAUAGUGGAUCUAAUAUAAUAGUGAGAGUCCAGUCCAUAGUGGAUCUAACAUAAUAGUGUGAAAGUCCAGUCCAUAGUGGAUCUAACAUAAUAGUGAGAGUCCAGUCCAUAGUGGAUCUAACAUAAUAAUGAGAGUCCAGUCCAUAGUGGAUCUAACAUAAACGUGUGAGAGUCCAGGCCACAGUCCAUAGUGGAUCUAACAUAAUAGUGAGAGUCCAGUCCAUAGUGGAUCUAACAUAUUAGUGAGAGUCCAGUCCAUAUUUGAUCUAACAUAAUAGUGAGAGUCCAGUCCAUAGUGGAUCUAACAUAAUAGUGAGGGUCCAGUCCAUAGUGGAUCUAACAUAAUAGUGUGAAAGUCCAGUCCAUAGUGGAUCUAACAUAAUAGUGAGUGUCCAGUACAUAGUGGAUCUAACAUAAUAGUGAGAGUCCAGUCCAUAGUGGAUCUAAUAUAAUAGUGAGAGUCCAGUCCAUAGUGGAUUUAACAUAAUAGUGUGAGAGUCCAGUCUAUAGAUGAAAGCCAAGUUCAAAUUUGAAAUUCAACCACGGCGACUACGGCAAGCUUAGCGACCGCCCUUGUCACUUGUCGUAAUGUUUGAAUGACAAUAAAAAAGGAAGUCUAUGUCUAAGUCUAAUUUUAAAACUUACUACUUGUGUCUUAACAAUCAGACAUGAAUUGGAAUUUAUUUUUUACAAUAAAUUGGAAUUUAUUUUUUACAACAAAUAGCUGUCUGCAGAUGAUUGCAUUGUGAGUUUUGUUCGCAUGGUGUCACUGCUUGUUAGGAGAAAAAAGCCCUACUUGACCGCGUCAGUGCGCCUGCGCGUUAGUGGCGGCGUGCGCUUGCACUUUGAUCGUUCGCUCCCUGGCUCAUGCGCAUCUUGUCUUUUGCUUAGUGGAUUUAUUCGUUGUUCCCAAUCAUCCAGACGCGUUUCCCUGCAAAGAUUCCCAUCUUGGACUUUAAAUCGAUCCAAAAUGGUUGGACAAGGACGCGCGUCAUUGCCGCGGCGCUUCUUGCUCCGCAUCUUUUGUUCGCAUCUCCUGUUUCAUUUCACCGCAGCGCAGCUCCGGUACUCCAUUCCUGAAGAAGUGACGGCUGGUGCGCUUGUUGCGAAUAUUGCAAAAGAUCUGGGAUUGGAUGUGAGCGCGCUAAACGGGCGAGGAAUCCGCGUCGUUGCCGGCCCGGCCGAGCCUUUGUUUGUUCUGACGGAUAACGGGAUGCUGAGAGUGAGGACGAACAUAGACCGAGAGGAGGUUUGCGAGCGCAUCAGUCCUUGUGUUGUCAACAUUAAAAUAGUGGUGGAGAACCCACUGGAAGUGCAUUAUGUCGCCGUGGAGAUUGUGGACGUAAACGACCACCCACCCACCUUCCCGGACAACGUGACGCGUUUGGAGAUCUCGGAAUCUGCGCUACCUGGCGCGCGGUUUCAGCUGCAGAGCGCACACGACCCGGACAGCGACGCGUAUUCCGUCCACUCGUAUAAAAUCAGCCAAAAUGAGCAUUUUCGUCUGGAGGUAAAAGAUCGUGGGGAAGACGGGAAAAUCCCAGUUUUGCAUUUGCAUAAAGCUCUGGACAAAGAACGUGCGAGAAGUCACAGGCUGCUGCUGACUGCAAUGGACGGUGGAAAGCCCGCCAGGUCUGGGACCACCGAUAUUUUAAUAAACGUCUUGGAUGUAAAUGACAAUAUGCCAAUUUUUAACUCGGACUCCUAUUCCGCAGUGCUUAGGGAAAAUGCAGCAAUUGGCACCACUAUUCUGCAGGUAAACGCUACAGAUUUAGAUGAUGGGUUAAAUGGGCAGGUGGUAUAUUCCUUUGGGAAUAAUGUCAAUCAUAAAUUACGCAAGGUUUUUGAUGUCGAUGCGGAUACUGGAGAAAUUAUAGUUAAAGGGCUUAUAGAUUUUGAAGCAAAAGACAAAUAUGAAAUUGACAUCAAAGCAUCCGAUAAAGGAUUUGUUCCCCUGGAAACAGAGAAAAGUGUCAUAAUAACCAUAGUGGAUUUAAAUGACAAUACACCUGAGAUUGAGGUGACGUCUUUUUCAAGCGCAAUUGCAGAGGAUUCCAAACCCGGCACGACCGUCGCAUUGAUAAGUGUAAACGACCAGGACUCGGGCGUCAAUGGAAAGGUCAUGUGUCAUGCCAGCGACGGCGUCCCUUUCAUGCUGACGCCCUCUUUACAAGAGAAUAUGUUCUCUCUCGUCACCAAAUCUCACCUGGACAGAGAGCAUCAGUCCAAGUACGACGUGACGAUCGUGGCAAAGGAUGCCGGCGAGCCGCCUUUGUCCUCGCACAAAACUAUCAGCGUGACCGUUGCUGAUGUGAAUGAUAACAGUCCGGAGUUUUCCAGUAAUCCAUAUACUUUUUAUGUGAACGAAAACAAUGUAGCGGGGGCCCUUUUGUUUUCAGUGAGCGCCCAUGACCGGGAUGACGGUGAUAAUGCUAUUGUGUCGUUUGACAUUGUGAGAAGUGGCGACGAGCCCACAUUAGCCACAUCGUUUUUGAGCAUCAACUCUGAAAAUGGACAAAUAUCGGCGUUAAAAAGUUUCGACUUUGAGACGCUGAAAAGUUUCCAGUUCCAAGUGGUGGCCACAGACGGUGGAAGUCCUCCACUGAGCAGCAACGUGACAGUGAAGGUGUUCAUUCUGGAUCAGAACGACAACGCUCCAGUCAUCCUGUAUCCAGUCAGCUCCAACGGUUCUGCUGAAGGUGUGGAGGAGAUUCCCCGCAAUAUGAAAGCAGGAGACUUGGUGACUAAAGUCCGAGCCUAUGAUGCUGAUAUAGGAUAUAACGGCUGGUUACUGUUUUCACUGCAGCAAGUCACUGCCCACAGUCUCUUUACUUUGGACCGCUAUACGGGCCAGAUCAGAACACUUCGCUCCUUCACAGAGACGGACGAGGCUGAGCAUGGACUGCUCAUACUGGUCAAAGACAACGGCAACGUUUCCCUGUCAGCAACAGCUACUGUGACUGUCAAACUUGUGGAGCCCAAAGAGGCUUUUGCAGCUUCUGAUGUCAAACGUGCAGCAGCAAAAGUGGAGGAGGAGGACCACAAUGUGACUUUUUACCUCAUCAUCACUUUGGGCUCGGUCUCGCUGCUCUUUGUCAUCAGCAUCAUCGUGCUGAUCGCCAUGCAGUGCUCCAAAUCCACAGAGUACACUUCCAAAUAUCUCCAAGACGCUAAUUAUGAUGGGACACUGUGUCACAGCAUCCAGUACAGAUCAGGAGACAAACGCUACAUGCUAGUUGGACCCAGAAUGAGUAUAGGUUCUACUAUAGUCCCGGGCAGCCACGCCAACACUCUGGUGCUCCCUGACAGGAGACACACUUCUUCUGGGGAGCCCAAGGUACCAAAUUCAGACUGGAGAUAUUCAGCCUCCCUGAGAGCAGGUGGCGUGAUGCAGAGCUCAGUGCAUAUGGAGGAAUCAUCAGUGAUGCAAGGAGCCCAGGGGGUUCUGGUCCAGAACUGGCCCACAGCAUCCAGCGCUGCUGAUGCUGAAGGAGGAGAGGUGUCACCCCCAAUGGGCGCCGGAGUCGACAGCAACAGCUGGCACUUUCGCUACGGCCCAGGAGGCCCAGGUGCACCCCCCCAGCACCUCAAGCCUGGCGAGGUUCCCCCCGAGGCGUUCAUCAUCCCCGGGUCCCCAGCCAUAAUAUCCAUCAGACAGAACCAGGGAGGGGAGGACGACAAGAGCGACUUUAUCACCUUUGGCAAGAAAGAGGAGGCCAAGAAGAAGAAAAAGAAGAAGAAGGACAAAAAAGACAAGAAGGAUAAGGGCAAGGAUGACGACGAGUAAAGAGGAAGAAAGUGAAAUUUGGCAAAUAGUGGAAAAAAAAACGAAAAAAAAGGGCGUUGCUAAAACAGAGGUACCAACCAAAGUCCAAUGAUCAAAAAAGAAAACGUGAAUAUGGACUUCUGCAAUCCUGUUUUGUUUGUUUUUAACCCGGCCUUACCAAGGUUUCAUUUACCUCUCGUCCACGACUGAGGUAAAUUAUUGAUCUUGCCUUGAUAAACAAUAAGAUGAUUGAUUUUGAGCCACGCCCCCAUGUGCCUAUACACCCCUAAGUCAACCACACGUGCUUAGAAUCAACAGCUCCUGAUUCUUUUUUCUUUUUUUUUGGCCUCCCUGGGCGUGUUGGCACCUCUGUAUUACCCCCUCCCCGAUGACGAUGAACCAUUCUCUGUGAGAGAAGACAGAAGAAAAAGACGAAAGCUCUGUGCCAGCCAGGGAAAAGAAGAGCGAUGGAGACGUGCUAUACGUGCAUUCUAGAGCUGGACACCCUCACACACUACUUGUAAAUAGCACCGGGGAGACUCACUGAAACUAAGGCUAACACACACACACACACACACACACACACACACACAGCUGCAGAGUCCUAACUCACCAACGGUGUUUCCUGCAAUCUCGAUGAAUCCACAUGCACGCAUGCGAACACAGACCUUGCCAUGCGGACACUGACAGCACUUGAGACCUGGAGAGAAAAAUAAAAUAAAAAAAAAAAAAAAGAAGAGGAAAAAAAACAAAAAAAACGUGCUGAUUUGACACUGCAAGCUUUUUUUUGGUCACCUAUGGGGUGUGCACAUCAACUCUCAGGAUCGGAGGAGCAUCCCUUUUGCUGUCACUCUGUACUCGCGCACUGCUUUUAAAAAAGGACCGAGGGUGCUCCCCCUCCCGCCGCGAGCCCGAUGCAGAGAGCGCCGGGUCGUUGGAGGGACGGGAAGAUCCACGAGAGGAAGAAGUCGUUGGACUCUGAAGAAAACAAGCAGAAUAGUAUUCGCAGAAGCUUGAGAUUUUGAUAACACCCUCUCUUGUCCUCCCCCCCAAUGCUGCAGCAAAAGCUGAGAGCUUUCUGCUUUGAAUGUUUGGUAGCAACCAGCUCAUACCUGAUACCUUUUACCUUCCACCCGCUUGUGCUCCCCCGUCCAAUCAGAACCCAUCCCCCCCCCCACUGACGGCCUCAUCAUGCCGUUCUCUCAAGAGAUUCACAGUACAGGUUUUGGCAUUUGUACAUUCCCCCUGAUUCUUGCAUGUCCACCGUCCUAGCCCCCAACCCCCCCGCCCGGGAUCCAUCCUGACUACAAGGCCUGUUUGGAACAUUGUGGUGUGCUGACACCAGCAUGGAGUAAUGUGGGACCAGGCCCGUCCGGAGGCGGGGAGGAGCGUGCAUCUCGAACUCUGGUCUCUAAAACUGCAAAACGGUUCAGUGCUUUUAACUUGUGAAUACAACACUAGGCUGUCCACUUCCUGUUUGUCCGCCGCCGCUACAGUGAGAGGGGGGUGAAGUGGGAUUUGACGCAAAUGGCGGUGUCGAAGACCCGAGGAGGCGGGUGCCGUGGGCUGGCCCUCCGCCCUCAAGUUUGAUUGUUCGGAUCCAGCUUUUAUGUACGCUUUAAAUGUAUCGUAGAUAGAUUGUCUCAAUAUUAAACUAACCUGUUCAAAAUUCAAUAUGGCAUCUGCAGGGGUUUCCUGUCGACAUUUAAAGCCCCCCACGCCCCAAUCCUCUCUCACAAGGCGAUGAGGCUGAGACAUGCUUCUGCCCCCCCCCCCCCCCCUGCCUGUAACAUGUCCCCCAAAGUUGUGCGGCUCAGUAUGAUGUCACUCCAUGAAGUGGCGGCUGCAUGUACUGCUCUAAGGAAACACAUACUAUAUAGAGAAAUAUAUAUAUAAAUAGAUUGCUAUGAUUUGAUUAUUUUUUUGCUAUUAUCAUUUUUGUUUCGUCAUUACUCACACGGGAAAUAUUUGUACGUACUUCUCUCGUCCAUGCCAAAACAUCUAUGUAUUCAAUUCCUCACGCUCCGCAGAUGUUGUUCGGCAUCCACUAAACCUCUUUCGAUAUUUGUAACGCUAUAGUGUGAUACCUUUUUAAUGCAACCUUUUUUUUUAUUUUUCUCCAAACGUAUCAUUUAUGCCAGGGGUCGGGAACCUUUUUGGCUGAGAGAGCCAAAAAGCCAAAUAUUUUAAAAUGUAUUUCCGCAAGAGCCAUAUAAUAUUUUUUUUUAACACUGGACACAACUAAACGCGUGCAUUUUUAAGUAAGACCAACAUUUCUAGAGUAUAAUAAGUCUCUUAUACUUUGUAAUAACAUUGUUAUUCCGAAGGAGGGGGCGUGGCCCGCAGGCCUGCAGCGAACUGGGGUGUGCCAGAACCAACCUCGAAAUCAGCGAGAGCUGCAAAGAUGGCUCACCUGAGCCUUGUUAUCUAAUCACCUGUCGCUCUGCUAUAAGCAGCAGCCAGGAGGAGAGAUGGGGUUGGGGCUGGAGCCAGAGCGAGAACCAAGGUAAAAAUACAAUAGCUGGAAAGCACCUGAGAGACUUAUUGAAAAAUAAAACAAUAGUGUAACCCUGAAACGGGCUCUCAUGUCGGUGCUUGGUGGUCUGAAGAACCCCCAGGAGGACAAGCCCCACACUAACCAAUAAUAAAUAAAUAACUUCUUAACGCAACUUCUUGAACAGGUGCGGUAGUAAACGGAUGGAUGGACUAAAAAUGCAUGAGAAUGUUUUAUGUUUUGAACAUUAUUUUUAACACUUAUUACAAGUGGAAUUAUCCAUUACUUAUCAUGUUAAGCAAUGUCAGCUCAGAUUUAUACGAGAGCCAGAUGCAGUCAUCAAAAGAGCCACAUCUGGCUCGAGAGCCAUAGGUUCCCUACCCCUGGUUUAUGCUUUUAAAAACAAGCAACAGGAAAAAAAGAAGAAAAAGAACAAAAAAACUGUCCGGCUUUGACAUGAUGUCCUAACUAACACUGUAAUAUUGUAACUGAAUUAUGUACGAUCCUAUGAUGAGAUAUCACUUCCUUUUCAUUCUUCCGGAAAAAAAAAAAAAAAAAAAACACAAAAAAAAAAUACAGUGUGAAUAAAGUAUAUGUAGUGUAUGCUUGUAUUUUGUGAGCUUUCAUGCUGUCAUUCUUUCCCAAUGUAUGGUGGUGAACUAUGGUGGAAAUGUGCGGUUCAUAUGCGGACCGGCCCAGAUCUGUUUAAACCCCCCCCCCCCUUCCCCCGUCCUUCUCCCUAUUUUUUUGUACACCCGCUCAUCAACCGUGACCGUGAAUAGUGAAUUUCAUUUACAUCCAUUCCCUUUCUGCCUUUGAUGCGACCUAAAUGGAAACAGUGGUAAUGUGUUUUGUUUAUAAAUCACAAAUAAAGUUUUCUUUCUUAAAAAUGA
This is a messenger RNA of Nerophis ophidion (straightnose pipefish), 7900 nucleotides long. RefSeq names its product protocadherin alpha-C2-like. The transcript is spliced from 4 exons. Lineage: Eukaryota; Metazoa; Chordata; Actinopteri; Syngnathiformes; Syngnathidae. Gene Ontology annotation, biological process: homophilic cell-cell adhesion. Gene Ontology annotation, molecular function: calcium ion binding. The record is from RefSeq and is a predicted model, not a curated record. Gene Ontology annotation, cellular component: plasma membrane. Bases 1508 to 4534 code for a protein of 1008 amino acids.